CAGAAGGCGGUGAAGUUAAAGUUGUGACGAGAGGUGUGAAAAAUUACAUGAGAAAAAGUUUUCUAAAUUUAUUGCGUAGUAUUUUUGUUUAUUUGUCAUGUGUAACUAAUUGUGUUUUCUUGAAAUUUGCUAAGGGAAAACACGAAGUACUGUUUCAUCUAGUCUUAACCAUCAACAAACAGCUAAUAAUUAUCACUUCUCAGUCCUGGGAAAAAAAAUGGUUGCUUUAAAAGAGAGCUAUUGACACCUGCAUCGUGGGAUACUAAAAUCUCAAAUUCAUUAACAUGGGUCAAAAGGAAAAGUUGCAAGUCUGGUGCAUGAGCUUCUCGUAGUCACACAUAUCACCGACCAUAAUAUUAAUUUCUACCUGUCCACUGCUGCCGCCACUGGUUGAUGGCCGGCUACCUGAAUCACUCCAUCUCGCUCAUGUCCGGUGAUGGUCCCUCAAUUCUGAACGGAUCUGGUGACUCAUCCCGGCUCAACAUGCGCGAAUCUUCACCCCUCCAGAUCUUUGUGAAGGCAAAGAAGAAGAUAAAUGAUAUUUUCAUUGAAAUUGAGGAUUAUGUUAAAGACACAGUCCGAUUUACAAAAGCACUUCAAGAAAAAAAUAGUAUUUUAGAGGCAACUCAAGCUGAACAAGUUGCAGGAUAUGUUCAGAAAGUCCAAGGUAUAAGGGAUGUGUUAACUCGUGACCACAUGAAAGUGGCAUUUUUUGGCAGAACGAGCAAUGGAAAGAGUACAGUUAUAAAUGCUAUGCUGAGGGAGAAGAUUCUUCCUAGUGGCAUAGGGCAUACCACAAAUUGCUUUUUGCAAGUUGAAGGCUCAGAGAAUGGGGAUGCUUACCUGGUUGCUGAAGGGUCAAGUGAAAAGUUGAAUGUCAAGUCUGUCAAACAACUAGCUCAUGCUCUUUGCAAGGAAAAGCUCAAUGAAAGUACUUUAGUUCGUAUAUUUUGGCCGAAAGAAAAAUGCCAAUUACUAAGGGAUGAUGUUGUCCUGGUAGACUCCCCUGGCAUAGACGUAUCACCUAAUCUUGAUGAUUGGAUUGACAAGCAUUGUAUUGAUGCUGAUGUAUUUGUGCUAGUUGCCAACUCUGAAAGUACUCUCAUGGUUACGGAGAAAAGUUUCUUCCACAAAGUGUCCACUCGCUUAUCCAAGCCAAAUAUUUUUAUUUUGAACAAUCGAUGGGAUGCAUCAGCCUCUGAGCCAGAUAUGCUUGACCAGACUCUCAAUGUGACCAAUGAGGUCCGCGCUCAACAUUUGGAAAGAGCAGUGGAAUUUUUGGUGAAGGAAUUAAAAGUUUGUUCCCAAAAAGAGGCACAGGAACGAAUUUUCUUUGUGUCUGCCAAAGAAGUUUUACAAGCCCGAUUGCAUGAGCUGGAUGGUCUACCUGCUCACACUGGUGCAUUGGCUGAUGGUUUCCCAAACCGAUACUUUGAAUUCCAAGAUUUUGAGAGGAAGUUUGAAGAAUGCAUUUCAAAAUCAGCUGUGAAGACAAAGUUUGAUCAACAUUCACAGAGAGGCAAACUCAUAGCAACCGAAAUCCGAAAAAUUAUGUCAGAUAUAUAUGAUGAAGCCCAAAAGUUAAAGGAAGCAAAAUGCAAGGCAAGGAAGGAAAUGCGGGACAAACUGCAUUUCACUGAACAGCAACUGGAUAGAUUAACUCAUGAAAUGAAGGAUAAAAUCCAUGAAAUGGUUGAUGAUGUUGAGCAACGAGUGAGCAAAGCUCUCAGUGAAGAAAUACGACGCUUGUCUACCCUUGUUGAUGAGUUUUGUGUGCCAUUUCACUCUGAGCCUUUGGUGUUGAAUGUCUAUAAGAAAGAACUUCACAGUCAUGUUGAAAAUGGCUUAGGCAGUAAUCUACGCGCCAGACUCUCAACUGCACUGGCCAUGAAUAUAGAAAACAACCAGCGUGAAAUGACAGAGCGCAUGGCAUCAUUGUUACCCCCUGAAAAAACACAAUUGCUUGUUAGUGUGUUGCCUCGUCGAGAACCAUUUGAAAUUCUUUAUCGUCUAAAUUGUGAUAAUUUGUGUGCGGACUUCAAAGAAAAUCUGGAAUUUCGCUUUUCAUGGGGAAUUACUGCUCUUAUCAGCCGAUUCUUGGGCAAAGAUGGUCACAAGGUAGCCCUUGCUAACUACCCCUCUCAUAUUGGCUCUGGACUUAUGUCACCAAAUGAUUCUGUAGACAGUAACAUGGUGGCUUAUGGCUCUGGUAGUUCCUCCAUAUCUCGUAUUGAUGAUUGGUCUAUUCCAUCAAGGAUUGCCCUUGCCUCAAUUGGCUCACAGGGAACAAUGGGAGGGCUAGUUAUUGCUGGAUUUAUGCUAAAAACCGUAGGGUGGCGAGUAAUUGUGGUUACGGGUGCUGUGUAUGGUUGCCUCUAUCUCUAUGAGCGCAUGACAUGGACCAAUAAAGCCAAGGAGCGUAAUUUCAAACGCCAAUAUGUGGAGCAUGCCACCCGUAAACUUAGGCUAAUUGUUGAUUUGACAUCUGCCAACUGCAGUCAUCAGGUUCAACAGGAACUGUCAAGCACAUUUGCUCGUUUGUGCCACUUGGUUGAUGAAACAAGUAAAGACAUGGAUAUAGAGCUGAAAAAGUUGGACUCAGAAGUUCUUACUUUAGAAGAGGCUGCCAGCUCUGCUAAAGUAUUACGAAACAAAGCAAAUUAUGUCACAAAUGAAUUAGAAAUGUUUGAUGAUAUGUACCUCAAAACGGACAAUUAACUGUACUUCAAAUGCUGUCUUGAAACCACUGAUUAAUCAAUCAUUUUGUAGUAGUUCAAUUUAGUGAUAUGUAACAUGAAGGAAAUUGAAACAAUUAACUUUUGUCAGCACCCCAUGCCUCUUCUCUACCAUUCUUUUUGAUCUACUUUUUUUCUCCUUUUGUUUUAAGUUGUUAGCUGUUGAUAAAAUGUAAUCAAUUUAAUACCCCAUGCCUUUUGUUUGGGAUUGUGACCUACUGUGCCCCUUAGAUUUUAGAACCUAUUGUCAAUAGGGAUUAUUGUUUUCUGUGAUGUUUUAGGAUUUAGCUUGAUUUUUUUUUUCUGGAAAGAACAUACCCUGUUGCUUUUCUUCUCAUUGGCCUCUAUAUGAACUGCAUUAUUUUAUUGAUUUAAACAGUUAUUGUGUCUAUGAUUAAUCUAUAUUUCUGUCCUUUUGCAAUUAAGAGUUGGUAGAGAGCAGAUUACUCCUCUUUUGAAAUGUCCCCUAUCAAAUUCUCCAUGUUAAAUUUGAUUGAAUACAGCUCAUGGCUGACCUUAGUGUUUCAUCUCAUGUUGAAGAUAAAGUGAUUGAGUGGUUUUUAGUACCUUCAUGGACAUGUUAAAGUAGUCACUAUUGUUUAUCAUGUUCGUUUUUGUUUUGUAUUAUGAGAUAUGAUAAUUAAACUUGUUAUGUGACAAUUUGAACAAGA
Messenger RNA from Frankliniella occidentalis (western flower thrips), 3406 nucleotides. It is a transcript of the gene Marf, whose product is annotated as transmembrane GTPase Marf. The transcript has 15 exons. NCBI's taxonomy places the organism in Eukaryota, Metazoa, Arthropoda, Insecta, Thysanoptera, Thripidae. Gene Ontology annotation, cellular component: mitochondrial outer membrane. Gene Ontology annotation, molecular function: GTPase activity; GTP binding. Gene Ontology annotation, biological process: mitochondrial fusion; mitochondrion localization. The record is from RefSeq and is a predicted model, not a curated record. Bases 394 to 2718 code for a protein of 774 amino acids.